Messenger RNA from Drosophila persimilis, 1329 nucleotides. RefSeq names its product queuine tRNA-ribosyltransferase accessory subunit 2. Bases 29 to 1282 code for a protein of 417 amino acids. Lineage: Eukaryota; Metazoa; Arthropoda; Insecta; Diptera; Drosophilidae. The record is from RefSeq and is a predicted model, not a curated record. The transcript is spliced from 2 exons. Gene Ontology annotation, molecular function: tRNA-guanosine(34) queuine transglycosylase activity.
AAGAUAUUCCAAAUAGAGGGGAACCGGCAUGAAAUUCGUGAUAGAGAGCCUCACCAAGAACAGUGGUCGUCUGGGCCGGCUGCACAUAAAGGAUGGAGCACCAGGGCAGCGGACACCGCUGCUUAUGCAGACAACAAAAGGCGGCAGCAUUCCGUAUUUGUCCGCCGACGUUUUUGAGAGCCAUGUGACGGAGACGCCACAGCUGUUGGAGCUGACCCUGUCGACUAUCGACCAUAUGUCGGAGGCACUGGCCCAGUUUAACAGUGCAGAUAGGGGACUGAGUGAUUACAUUGGAUUUCCAGGACAUUUGAAUGUGCUGCUCCUACGGGAUCCUUGCGAGACGACGCCGGCGGGUGGCAACGACCGGGACAUACAGCCGCUGUUCACGCGCCGUGGCAAGGAGUCGCUUUCGCCCAAGCGAUACAUGGAAAUGGUGGCUAGCCUCAGGCCAGACAUCUACCAGGGGCUCUGCGAUGCCGACACCAAUGCAGAGAGCGCCAAGAAACGCGUUCAGAAAUCCGUGGAUCGCACCGAGAAGUUCAUGCACUACAUUUACGAGCACAAGAGCAAAGUGGACUCUACCCUGCUGGCCCCCAUUGUGGGCGGCUACAACACCUUUGCGCGGACGCAGUCCAUCAAACAUGCCCUCGAACAGCCAUCAGGCAGCUAUGGCGGCUACGUCUUCGAGGGAUUCCACACGAAUGGCUUGUCUGCAACCAUACUGGACGCUUCCAAGCUGCUGCCCAUUGUCGAGCAUUGUGUUGGGCAGCUGGAGGAGGAAAAGCCGCGAAUGGUUCCGGGUGCCUAUACACCUUUGACCACGCUGGAGCUUAUCGGCCUGGGCAUGGAUCUGUUCGACACUUCCUACGCCUAUUGUGCCGCAGUCAACUUUAAGGCCUUGACGUUUACCUUUGUCCAGGAUGAAGUCGUGCACGUCCCCUUUCUUGACAUCACGGACGAUGCUAUAAAGGAGGAUUUCUCGCCUCUGCUAAAAAAUUGCGUCUGCCUAAGCUGUCAGAAGCACACGCGUGCCUACGUCCAUCAUCUGUACAAGACCAACGAGCUGCUGGGCCCCAUUCUACUGAUGGUCCACAAUCUGCAUCACUACAUGGCCUUCUUUGAGGCGAUAAGGGAGAGCAUAGCCAGGGAUGGCCUGCCGCAGCUGACGGAGCUAGUAAGGCGGCAGAACGGGGACUCCCAGGUAGAUUAUAGCAUCGCACCGAACCGGAAAGUGAUUAGCAAAGCAACGAUGGGCAAAGGAUUCGCCGCAGCUGCCGUGUGAUUUAGCAGAUUUAGUGUAAAUAAAUAGCCUCUUGGCCUUUAUGUGUA